Molecule: messenger RNA, 1431 nt
Organism: Schistosoma turkestanicum
Lineage: Eukaryota; Metazoa; Platyhelminthes; Trematoda; Strigeidida; Schistosomatidae
Source: the annotation of a GenBank genome assembly
AUGUAUUCUUUAAUAGUCUUGAAUAAGGCGCAUGUUCAUGCAAAUUUAACCAAAAUCGAUGAACGAUUCACACCUUAUACACAAUUUCGAUUAGGUGCAUAUUUCAAUUAUCCUGAAUCAUAUAAAAGUCAAUGUGAACAACUUAAUACAGGUUCAACUGGUAGUCAUGAUCAUCUUGGUGGUUCACCGGAUAUUGCUAUUUUAACAUUGACUAAAAAAUUAUCCAUUUCUAAAGGAUGGAUAGAAAUUGCUUCAUUAAAUUAUAAUUUUUCAUUUAUUGAAAAUGAUGGACAACAACAGCAACAAGAAGAUAUGAAUAAUGAUUAUUUUAUCUUAGGUUAUGGUGAAGAUACUACACAAGGUGAAUCAAUUGGUCAAUUACGUUUUGGUUUAUUAAAAUUACAAGAAUGUCCAAAACAUAUUAAAAUACCUACGGAUGGAGCACUUUGUUCUAAUAUCAAUAGUAAUAAUCAAGGACCAGAUGUUGGUGAUAGUGGAGGUCCAAUUUUUGAUAAAAAUGGACAAGUUGUCGGUGUUACAUCUAUAGCUGGUAGUGGUUGGUAUGUGUUUUCUAGUGUUACUACACAUAAAGAAUUUAUUCAACAACAUUUACCUGCUGAGUAUAAAUUGGAUUCAAUUAAUGAUAAGAAAAUCAGUUCAAUGGAUUCUUCCACCAUUUCAAUGAAUUCUUCCACCAGUUCAAUGGAUUCUUCCACCAGUUCGAUGGAUUCUUCCACCAGUCCGAUAGAUUCGUCCACCAGUUCAAUGGAUUCUUCCACCAUUUCAAUGAAUUCUUCCACCAGUUCAAUGGAUUCUUCCACCAGUCUGAUGGGUUUGUCCACCAGUUCGAUGGAUUCUUCCACCAGUCCGAUAGAUUCGUCCACUAGUUCAACGGAUUCUUCCACCAUUUCAAUGAAUUCUUCCACCAGUUCAAUGGAUUCUUCCACCAGUCCGAUAGAUUCGUCCACCAGUUCGAUGGAUUCUUCCACCAGUUCCAUGAAUUCUUCCACGAGUUCGAUGAAUUCCUCCACCAUUUCAAUGAAUACUUCCACCAUUUCAAUGAAUCCUUCCAUCAGUUUAAUGAAUUCCUCCACCAUUUUAAUGAAUUCCUCCACGAGUUUAAUGAAUUCUUCCACGAGUUCGAUGAAUUCCUCCACCAUUUCAAUGAAUACUUCCACCAUUUCAAUGAAUCCUUCCAUCAGUUUAAUGAAUUCCUCCACCAUUUCAACGAAUUCUUCCACCAGUUCAACGAAUUCCUCCACCAUUUCAAUGAAUACUUCCACCAUUUCAAUGAAUCCUUCCACCAUUUCAACGAAUUCCUCCACCAUUUCAACGAAUUCUUCCACCAGUUCAACGAAUUCCUCCACCAGUUCAACGAAUUCCUCCACCAUUUCAACGAAUUCUUCCACCAUUUCAACUGAUAUUCCAUAA